CGUCACGAUACAACAGCUGAUCGCUUGUAGGACAAACACUUCACUGCUCGCUAUACGUUUUAUGCAAAUUGUGGCCCUAAUUUUUAAAUUUUUGAAAUAGAAUUGAUUUGUUAAGUGUUGUAAUAUGUGCGAUAAAAGUGACUAUUUUAAUACUUUACCAACAGACGUUAAAAAUCGUUACUUGGACAAAAUUAAAUUAGUUAAUAAUGUAGAUCCUUAUUUAGUUAGUAUUGGUACAUGUUCAACAAACAUUAACGAUUUUCCUAGAGUUACGUAUUUCGAUAUCGUAAAUUAUUUAGUUUUUAAUAAAAGUGCGUACACACAAGAUGAGUUUAAGGCAUAUAAAAGCCUGGAGGCGUACAAUUUAUUCCAUUCUAAGUGGAUUAAAACAUUGUGUGUAAAGAAAAUCACAAACUCAGAUAAUGUUUUAUUACUUUCUGAGGUCAUACAUUCACAAAGGUUAAAUUUACCUCCAGUUAGCCUUUGGUGUGUUGUAAAAAACAAUGGUGAAGUACUUACAGCACAUUGUACUUGUACUGCAGGUUUGGGGGAGUGCUGCAGUCAUGUAGGUGCCGCAUUAUUCGCAGUUGAAGCUGCUGUUCGGGAUACAGAGCCAAUCUCGGUCACUGGUGAAAAGGCCUACUGGAUGGUUCCAAACACAAACUUAGGUGUGCCUAGUAGUGUAGAAGAAGUGGAUUAUUCUGUGCAUAAACAUGAAAACAGUAGCACUUCAAGUAAUAGUGAUGUAGAUGAAAUAGGUGAUUUAGAAAAGGCAACCUUUUUGGAAAAGCUCAGUGCGCUGAAAAAUACCCCUGUGAUAUUAAAAGUUACAUCCCCAUAUUGUUUUACGUUACAACAGGAAAACCAAGAAGCGACAUAUCAACGUGGAAUUUUAAACAAUUUGUAUGAUCAAAAACAUGAAACCAAGACCUUGAACGAGCUAAUCGAAGUUGGGAAAACAAUUGAUUUUCAUCUAACUUCUGAUGAAUGUGCAAUCAUUCAAGAAAAAACAAUGGGGCAAGCAGGUAACAAAAAUUGGUUUUGUUUUCGUGAAGGGCGCAUAACUGCAUCUUUGUUUAAAGCCUGUUGCAGAACUAAAUUAACAAAACCCGCAAUAAGCACAAUUAAGGCAAUCUGCUACAAGAAACCUUUUUUUUCAAAGCAGACCACUUAUGGAUGCUUGCAUGAAAAAGAUGCUAUAGAGGCAUAUAAAGCUUUCAUGCUUCCAAAACAUGAGAAUUUUGUAAUAAAAACGUCGGGGCUGAUAAUUAACUCAAUGUUUCCAUGUUUUGGUGCAAGCCCUGAUGGUCUGGUGAAUUGCGAUUGUUGUGGAUCUGGUUGUCUGGAAAUUAAAUGUCCAUACUGCGUGCGUGACAGCAAUGUUGAGGAAUUGGUUCACUUCAAGAACAUGUGUUUAAAAGCAAACGUACUGGAGGACAAUAUAUGGAGCAUCGACCUUGAUCAGAAUCACUCUUAUUUUCACCAAGUACAAAUGCAAAUGGCAGUUGCCGAAAGGUCAUACUGUGAUUUGGUUGUAUGGUCGAAGAAGAAUUUUUAUCUGGAAAGAGUGUAUAGUGACAAAACAUUUUGGGAAUGUGAGAGUGAAAAAGCAUUAGCAUUUUUUAAUAAUGUAAUAAUGCCUGAAUUACUUGGAAAGUAUUUUACAAGACUACUUCCUUUAAAACAAAUAUCUACAAACGUGCAAGAUAAUGUACCCACAUCUAAGCAUAAAGUAGGGCAACACGAUAUGAUUUGUUGUGCUAACAAAUACUGUAGUGUACAGUGGUACAGUUUAAAAGAUUUAAAGAAAAAAAGUGUACCGAAGGGUGUGUGGUAUUGUAAAAAAUGUGCAACACUUAAAUUUCGCAAAUGA
This is a messenger RNA of Photinus pyralis (common eastern firefly), 1873 nucleotides long. RefSeq lists its product as uncharacterized. The record is from RefSeq and is a predicted model, not a curated record. Lineage: Eukaryota; Metazoa; Arthropoda; Insecta; Coleoptera; Lampyridae. The coding region runs from base 125 to 1873 and encodes 582 amino acids. Gene Ontology annotation, molecular function: zinc ion binding. The transcript is spliced from 2 exons.